CCUGUAGGCGUUUGGUUUUCGAGAAAGUGUAGCUCGGGAAAAUUUUUCCAACGUCUUCUCGAGGAAAAAAUAGAAAAUAAAAAACCCUAAUCUCCCAAAUGAAGUGUGACAGUAGUCCUCAUUCCUCCUCUUAACGACGUCGUUGCAUCUCCCGGCGAUCAGAUGCAGUCGGAAUCGGCAAUCUGACCGGCGAGAGAACUCCACUCCUCCAGAGAUCGCUACUUCCUCUCUCCAUUGACCCAGGAGUUGGAAAUGGAUCAUUAUGACCUCCAUAGGCAGAGAAGGGAUUUGAAGCACAAAGGAAGGAACGUUGUUUGGUCACUUGCAAUGGAUAAGUGUUUAAUUGAUGCCCUUGCUGUUCAAGCUAGAAACGGAAACAAAAUUGACAAGUGCUUUAAUGAAAAUGCCUACACUGCUGCUUGUAUUGCUGUGAACUCUCGUUUUAACUUAAAUUUAAACAAUCAAAAAGUCAUUAAUCGUCUUAAGACCAUAAAGAAGAGGUAUAAGGCAAUGAAGGAUAUGCUUAGUCAAGAUGGUUUCAGGUGGAAUCCGAGUACAAAGAUGAUUGAGUGUGACAAUGAAGAGCUUUGGAAGAGAUACAUCGCAGCACACCCUGACGCAAGAGGGAUUCAAGGGAAGCAGAUAGAGAUGUAUGAUGAACUAAAAAUUGUAUGUGGAAAUUAUCAAGCCCCUAGUCGCUGGGCUAAGAUGAAGGAUGGAGGCCAUCCAAGUGACAUGAAGAAUUGUGAAGAUGAUUCUGCCUCAUUUCUUUCUCCAAGCUCCGAUGACCUAAGUGAGACAGAUGGAACAGAGUCAUAUAGUGGACCAGAUGAGUAUACCAAGAUGCCAGAUGGUAGUCAAGACCCCCCUCUGAUCCAGCCCCUUAGACAACUUCCAAAACGCCCUCGUGGCUCAGAAGCCCUUCAGGAUGCAAUGAUGGCUGUGGCAUCAAGCAUUCGUCGCUUGGCUGAUGCAAUGGAGCAAAGCAAAUACUCUAUUGAUGCCUCUGAACUACUACAGGCUGUGAUGGAAAUUGAUGGUUUGGAAGAGGCAAGGCAGAUGUAUGCAUUUGAGUAUUUGAAUGCUGACCCAGUCAAAGCUCGAGCUUUCAUGGCAUACAAUGCUCAAAUGAGAAAAUUAUACUUAUUUAGACAGUUCUGGUGGUGGAAGUAAAUGUCGACCCCAAUUGUGGGGCCUUUUGGUAUAUAGUUCUUAUUUUUACAAGAAGACUUGUAUGCUGGGUGUUUACACAUACUAAUCACCUGUGGUCUGUGUUUUGGGAGGUGUCUGUAUAGAUAUUAGAUAUCCGCAUGAUCAAUAGAAUUGUGGCUAGCAGCCAGGAUUUAGAGACAUUUUCACCUUCUUGCUGCAUCUUUUGCAAGCUUAAGAUUGUAGUAGGAUCCAGACGAUUCCUUGAUUUCACCAUUUAUGUGAUCUUUUUUGUAAACUUGGAAUAGCUGGUGUACCAUCCCCUCCUCUUCUUUCAUCAUUCAAUUAUGUCAUGAAUUAAUUUUUUUCA
This is a messenger RNA of Prunus persica (peach), 1519 nucleotides long. RefSeq lists its product as uncharacterized. The record is from RefSeq and is a predicted model, not a curated record. Bases 253 to 1173 code for a protein of 306 amino acids. The transcript has 3 exons. NCBI's taxonomy places the organism in Eukaryota, Viridiplantae, Streptophyta, Magnoliopsida, Rosales, Rosaceae.